AUGAAGGGGGACACCAGUGCAUCACAUAGUAAAAGAGACAAAAAUGAGCCUAUUGAAACCAAAACCAAGGCGAAGAAGAAGAUGCUCAACAACUCGCAGUCUGAUGCCGAAAUUGUUGUGCACGAGACAUUCGAUGGCGAUAAAUACAUUGACCUUGGAAAGAAGAAGCGCUUGACUGUGCAAAGCUUCAAAAGCAUUCCACUGCUCGAUAUAAGGGAGUUCUAUGGGCAAAAGGGAGACGAAAAGCCAGGCAAAAGGGCAUUUCUCUUUCACUGCAACAGCAUGGAUACCAUUGACCAACUCUUUGCGACGUUGGACAAGGAACCUUUUGAGUAG
Molecule: messenger RNA, 336 nt
Organism: Desarmillaria tabescens
Lineage: Eukaryota; Fungi; Basidiomycota; Agaricomycetes; Agaricales; Physalacriaceae
Exons: 4
Coding region: 1-336 (111 amino acids)
Biological process (GO): positive regulation of transcription initiation by RNA polymerase II
Cellular component (GO): nucleus; transcription regulator complex
Molecular function (GO): transcription coactivator activity; DNA binding
Source: RefSeq, a predicted model, not a curated record